Molecule: messenger RNA, 1519 nt
Organism: Drosophila subobscura
Lineage: Eukaryota; Metazoa; Arthropoda; Insecta; Diptera; Drosophilidae
Source: RefSeq, a predicted model, not a curated record
AGAACGAAGAGAGGCGCGAAGGCAGAAAGAAACGGUGAUCAAAGGAGGAACAAAGAGAGUCGCAAAGGAAGAACAAAGGAAGGGGCGAAACGAAGAGAGCCGCUAGGGCAGAAAGAAACGGUGAUCAAAGGCGGAACAAAGAGAGUCGCCCGCAGAACAAGAGAACUCUCGAAGGCAUAAAGAAACGGAACUCUGUGUAAAAAUGUGAACAGCGUUUCAAUUGAAAUAAAAGCCAAAGUGAAGAUAGAUUUUAGAGCGCAAUUCGAGUAGCCAUCAAAAGUUUCAAUUAGUUCCAAUCAGAGUGUAGCUCCAUGACUCAACUGUCAGCAGCGGCAAUGCUCAUACUGCAGCUCGUAGUGCCUGUCCUCCUCCUCCUCCAACAAUUAUCCACCUGCUCCGCUGUCAGUCAGAUUGUUGACAAUUUUGAUGGGCUUGCUGAUGGCUCCUACAUGACCAGCAGGUCGAGCAGCCGCCCCCAGCACAGCUUUGACAUGCAUUAUGACAACUCGAACACAGACUCCGACUCCGACUCCGACUCCAACUCCAUUGGCAGUGCCAACAAUGAAACGAGAAUACUGCGACGUGGCAAACGAUAUCUGCAGUUCAGCAAGGGAUCCCGUAUGUCGUGGCGCACCAAUGGCAAGAACACGCUGCUCAAAAUCAAUACGUUGUACGCCUACGGCUAUGGCUUUCGUACCAAUUAUCCUUUCCCCUCAAUCGAAGAGCAAAAGAAGGAUAAUGCGGUAUUCUUUCGCCUCUUUAAGCGGGAUUUGUUCUCCAAAUUAGAGACCGCUUUGGAUGGCCAUGGCUUUGAUGGUCGCGCCUGCAUGCUGAAAUCCUUUUGCACAGCUGUGCUGGAUGUGGACAAGGCGGGGCAGAAGAGCGGCAUGCUCUUCAAGCUGCUCAAAUUGGUAUUCAGUCGCGCCAAGCGAUAUUUGGAUAUAAUAGAAACCACACGCAUAUUUGUGGGUAUAUUCGAUAAUUGCAUCAGUCCAAUUGCUUAUAGAGUUGCUUCUCCCCUUUUCAAGUUCCGCGUUAAUGCCAAAAACAAUGUGAUUGCCUCGCCCAUUGUCUGGGCACAUGGCUAUGGCUUUCGUGCCAAUACCCCAGUGCUGGUUAAGCGGGAGAAUCGACCCUUCAGAAGGGACACCUAUGAGCUGCUCCACGAGCUCAUCGAUCGCAGUGGCCUCGAUGGGCGUGCGUGUGUCCUGAAGGCAUAUUGCACGGCUCUCGCGGGGGAUCAUGGUCAGGGUUUCUUGUUUAAGCUUUUAAAAUAUGUUUUUACCUUGGACGAACACGAAAAGCGUCAUAUGCCGCAUCUACGCGAGCAAAACUGCGAACAAAUCAUGCACAGCCACUGCCCAUUGAGCUUUGACAGCAUUUCCCCCUACACAGACGAUGUUUGAUGUUAGCCAUGCACACACAUGCACGAUGUGUAUUUGUUUGCUUUUCGGCAUGAAAAAUAAACAACAACUGAGAUUGAAUUGAAUGUGAAAAUAGAAAUAUAAACACACGUUUU